Drosophila kikkawai is the source of this 1340-nucleotide messenger RNA. Its product is annotated as leucine carboxyl methyltransferase 1. Gene Ontology annotation, molecular function: protein C-terminal leucine carboxyl O-methyltransferase activity. The record is from RefSeq and is a predicted model, not a curated record. Gene Ontology annotation, cellular component: cytosol. Gene Ontology annotation, biological process: C-terminal protein methylation. NCBI's taxonomy places the organism in Eukaryota, Metazoa, Arthropoda, Insecta, Diptera, Drosophilidae.
AGCAAUAAUCGUAAUCGACUCCUGCAGCUGUUUACUAUUCCGAGAAAAAACCAGAGAAAAACACAAAUUUUGGAAGGACUCGCAGGACUGACUGCGGAUCAAGUCUCGACGGAAUAUUUCAUCGAACAUCUGCAGCCGAGCCAUGGAGCCGCCAUCGACGGGCGGGAUUGCGUCAGGUGCCGGCAACCACUCGACGCACAAGUUCCAUCCCUGCGACGAGGCGGUAAUAGCCACCAACGACGAUGCCAGUGACUGCAAGCGCUGUGCGGUGCGCCUGGGCUACUGGAAGGACGACUACAUUGGGUACUUUGUCCGCAACCAGGAGCGGAAGGCGCCGGAGAUUAAUCGCGGCUACUUUGCCCGCGUCAAGGGCGUGGAGAUGUGCGUCGAGAAGUUCCUGAAGAAAACGUCUGGCAACUGCCAGAUCAUCAAUUUGGGCUGCGGCUUCGACACGCUCUACUUCCGUCUGAGGGACACCGCCCACCAGGUGAAGAACUUCAUCGAGCUGGACUUCCCCACGGUCACUGCCCGCAAAUGCUACACAAUCAAACGCAACAAGGCCCUGCUGGCCAAGAUCCACGACGAGGACGGCGAGGUGCGGCUGAGCCCCACGGAUCUGCAUGGGCCCAGCUAUCACCUGAUGGGCGUCGACCUGCGUAACCUCGACGAGGUGGACAAUAAGCUACAGCAGGCCGAAGUGGACUUCUCCCUGCCCACCAUUUUCCUCGCCGAGUGCGUGCUCGUCUAUAUUGAGGCGCAAAACUGUCGGAAUCUGCUCAAAUGGAUAGCGCAAAAGUUCCAGGCCGCCGUCUUUGUCAACUAUGAGCAGGUAAACAUGAACGAUCGUUUCGGCGAGGUGAUGCUCAACAAUCUGCGUGGACGCGGAUGCAGUCUGGCCGGCGUGGAGUCCUGCCUGUCGCUGGACACGCAGCGAAACCGCUUCAAGGACAGCGGCUGGAGCGGUGCCCGGGCCUGGGACAUGGUGCAGGUGUACGAAAGUAUCUCGGCGGCCGAGCGACAGCGCAUCGAGCGACUGGAGAUGCUCGACGAGGGUGAGCUGCUGCUGCAGCUCUUCCAGCACUACUGCCUGGUGGUGGCCUGGCUGGGCGUGGCCUUCCAGGAUAUAGAUAUCACGUGCGUGCCAGUUGUGGAGGAGCUGAUGUCCUCGUUGAACAUUGAUUAAGAGGGAACCAGUGGAUCCUGUACUGUCUGGAGGAAGGUUAUGCCAAAAGUUUUUUGCUUCUCAACGUGUUAAACUUAACAAAAACUUGAAAAAAAAGGAUUAUGAAAACAUAUUUAAAUAAUUAACCUACACACAGACUCACUCAUUCAUUGAUUUA